AAUGUCAAUAAUCACAAAAAUCUCAAACAAACCAUCGUAAAAUUAAUUUCUAUUGUAGAUUUUCUUGAAUAUUGUUUGUUCUACCGAAUAUUUGUUUCUUUUUAAAUCCAGAUUAUGGUGGCCGAAUACAUAAUCUAAGCUCCAAAACAUAUAAUUGUGACAAUAAUGUCGGAAACCAACAACAACACGCCUUCUAGGCCAGGCGAGGCUGCCUUGCUCAACAUGAAGUUACUGAAGAGUGAAUGCAGUGUUUUCAAAGUUCCAAAGGUACCCACGAGGAAAGUGAAUAAGAAAUCGAAAGUCCUCGACGAAGAACUUUAUGUAGAGGGAAUAUCAAAAAUAAUUCAAAGAGAUUUCUUCCCUGACUUGGAGAAGCUGAAGGCGCAGAAUGACUUCUUGGAGGCCACAGAGAACAAAGACUAUGAGAGGCUGCGGGAACUCACACACAAGUACAGCGGCCAGAGACCACCCACCGAGCCUUACAAUUCCCCAGCCACUUUUGACACUCCCAACCUGGACCACUCGGGCUCUCCCAUGACUCCCACCGUCCGAGAAAUGGGAACACUUUCAGAACAAAACACAGCUACAGAAAAACCAAAAGAUAUUACUGAUAACCACACUUUGGAUUCGUUUCUAGCGUCGCACACUAGUGAAGACAACGCCAGCUACGACCGGGUCAUUGCGCUGGAAGACAAGAAGCGGUAUGGCAAGCUGGCUCCCGCAUUCGAAGCGGAAGUGACGUCACGAGCGCUGGUGGCGGCGGCGGCGGCGCUGCCCAGUAUCGAGGAGCAGGCUGACCAGACAAAUAGGCCUGAUGAGCUAGCAACCUGGUCGUACCGCGCCAGGAACUACAUAAUGUACGUGCCGGACGGGUCGGGGCAGGCGGCGCCGCCGAAGCCGCAGCUUCAGCACCACAACACCCGGCUGAGGGCCGACCCCUUCGACCAUCAGCGGAACAAGGAGGAGAUUGAGGCUAUUGCACGGAGUCAGGACGCGACGGGCACCGGCAAGAUCGGCGUAGACGGCGUGUGCGUGGCGCAGAGCAGCCAGUACGCGCUGCUGCCGCCGCCGUCGCCGCAGCCCGGCGCCGCGCCCGACCAGUCGCCGCUCAUGACGUGGGGCGAGAUCGAGGGGACGCCCUUUAGACUAGAUGGGGGAGACACGCCGAUACCACACGUGGCGGCGGGCGCGGCAUACCGUAUGCUGGAGGCGGGCGCGCGCGAGCGCAUCGCGCUGCAACUGGCUGAACAGGUUGCACGCAGGCGUCGCCCCACCACGCCCCGGGUGGCCCCGACCACGCCCAGUUUCAGAACGAACACGGAGCGGCUGGCGAGCAUGUCACCAGCGGCUCGCAGACUCGCGACCAAACACCUCCUGUCCCCGCGACUCAAACUAACUCCCAACGACAUGGGCAUCGCCCGCUCGACCACCCCCAAGACCCCUCGGAGAACCCCACUCGUCACCACACCCAACGCCAGAGAAAGAAAUCAAGGGUCAACCGUAGCUGGACAAACAGAUCUCACGGAUAACCUCCUGCAAAUCAAUGUCGCGAAACGGUCGAGGUUAAAAGCAAAGGACUUCUUUGAGUAGUGUACGUUUAAGGUUUAAUAUAUUUAUAGAAUUGAGCAGUA
This is a messenger RNA of Plutella xylostella (diamondback moth), 1631 nucleotides long. It is a transcript of the gene Es2, whose product is annotated as ess-2 splicing factor homolog. Gene Ontology annotation, cellular component: catalytic step 2 spliceosome. The record is from RefSeq and is a predicted model, not a curated record. Lineage: Eukaryota; Metazoa; Arthropoda; Insecta; Lepidoptera; Plutellidae.